AUGGUUGUCAAGAUUGGUAUUAAUGGUUUCGGACGUAUUGGUCGUUUAGUUCUCCGUGCUUCCACUGAAAACUCUGCUUGUCAAGUUGUCGCUGUCAACGAGCCAUUCAUGGAUGUUGACUACAUGAUCUAUAUGUUCCACUACGAUACCGUCCACGGUAGAUUCAAGGGUACCGUCGGUAAGGAUGCUGAGGGACACUUGGUUGUCAACGGAAAGAAGAUUCACGUCUUUGCCGAGAAAGACCCAUCAAACAUUCAAUGGGGUAGCGCAGGUGCUGAUUAUGUCGUUGAAUCAACCGGUAUCUUUUUAACCACCGAUAAGGCAAGUGCUCAUUUGAAGGGAGGUGCCAAGAAGGUUAUCAUCUCUGCUCCAUCUGCUGAUGCCCCAAUGUACGUCAUGGGUGUCAACGAAGAGACCUACAAGACUGAUGUCAACGUCCUCUCCAACGCCUCAUGUACCACCAACUGUUUGGCUCCAUUGGCCAAGGUUAUCAACGAGAACUUUGGUAUCACCGAAGGUUUGAUGACCACUGUCCACGCUAUCACCGCCACCCAAAAGACUGUUGACGGUCCAUCCGGUAAGGACUGGAGAGCCGGUCGUUCUGGUCUCGCCAACAUUAUCCCAGCCAGCACUGGUGCCGCCAAGGCCGUCGGUAAGGUCAUCCCAUCGUUGAACGGUAAGCUCACCGGUAUGUCGUUCCGUGUACCAAACGCCGACGUCUCUGUCGUCGAUUUGACCGUCAGAUUGGACAAGCCAGCCACCUACGAACAAAUUUGCGCUGUCGUCAAGGCUGCCUCUGAAUCAGCCAACUUGAAGAGAUACAUUGGUUACACCGAAGACGAAGUCGUCUCAUCAGAUUUCAUCGGUGACACCCGUUCAUGUAUUUUCGAUGCCAAGGCUGGUAUCUCUUUGAACAACAACUUUGUCAAAUUGGUUGCCUGGUACGAUAACGAAAUGGGUUACUCCAACCGUGUCGUCGAUUUGAUCUGCUACAUUGACUCUAAGAAGUAA
Molecule: messenger RNA, 1011 nt
Organism: Heterostelium album PN500
Lineage: Eukaryota; Evosea; Eumycetozoa; Acytosteliales; Acytosteliaceae
Gene: gpdA
Product: glyceraldehyde-3-phosphate dehydrogenase
Exons: 2
Coding region: 1-1011 (336 amino acids)
Biological process (GO): glucose metabolic process
Molecular function (GO): oxidoreductase activity, acting on the aldehyde or oxo group of donors, NAD or NADP as acceptor; NAD binding; NADP binding
Source: RefSeq, a predicted model, not a curated record